Molecule: messenger RNA, 982 nt
Organism: Trifolium pratense (red clover)
Lineage: Eukaryota; Viridiplantae; Streptophyta; Magnoliopsida; Fabales; Fabaceae
Product: NDR1/HIN1-like protein 10
Exons: 1
Coding region: 110-742 (210 amino acids)
Biological process (GO): defense response to other organism
Source: RefSeq, a predicted model, not a curated record
CUUCCACUCACACAAAACACACUUCAUUCAUUUGCUUCUAUAAACUUUUCUAUAACAAUUAUCAAUUUCCUAUUUUAUUUUCUUUCACUCAACUACAGCAGUUAUAUAUAUGGCGGAAGUGCAACCCCGUAACCGCGGUAGAAGUUGUUGUUGUUGCCUCUUUGGUGUAAUUUGGAAGGUCGUCGUAGCAUUAAUCGUCCUCAUAGUUCUCGCAAUUCUCAUUAUCUUCUUCAUUGUUCAACCCCGUUCCUUCAAAUUUAGUGUCAAAGAAGCCAAACUAACCGAAUUCAACUACACCAAUAACACCCUUCGUUACAACCUCAUGCUCAAUUUCACGGCCCAUAACCCAAACAAAAAACUCACCAUAUACUACGAUAAAAUGGAGGGACACGUGUCCUAUGAAGGAACUAGGUUCACUUCAACGAAUGUUAUGACAAUGGGGUUUAAUUCCUUUCGUCAAGACACUAAAAAAACGAAUCGUAUUAAUGGUGUUUUCUCUGGACAACGUGUUGUGGUUUUCGAUCAUGAUCAGAUUUCUAACAUUGAACGUGAUAAGAAAGAUGGAGUUUUUCAUAUCGAUGUGAAGUUGUACUAUAGCGUCAGGUUUAAGGUUUGGGAUUUUGUUGAUGAAGAUGAUUUUAAGGGUAACAUUAAAUGUGGUCUUGAUGUUCCUUUUGGUUCUAAUAAUGGGACUAAGUUUAUGAAUGCAUUUGAACCCACCAAAUGCCAUGUUAAUUUUUGAGAAUCAUCAUUUCACGGGCAUCACUUAUUUGUUAGAUGGAUUUUUUUUCCUAUGCCUUUUGUUUCGUAAUAUUUUGGAUUUUAGUAAAAAUAUAUAUUUAUGUACAUGGCGACGUAUAUAUUGUUCAUUCUUUGCACAUAUGUUUUUCUUAGAAAUGAACAAAUUGUUGGGCCGGGCCUUACAAUUUUAUUUUCAAUGUAUUUUUGUUUGUUGAAAUAUUAAAGGAUGAGUACUUCUUCG